Molecule: messenger RNA, 555 nt
Organism: Lichtheimia ornata
Lineage: Eukaryota; Fungi; Mucoromycota; Mucoromycetes; Mucorales; Lichtheimiaceae
Exons: 7
Coding region: 1-555 (184 amino acids)
Biological process (GO): actomyosin structure organization
Molecular function (GO): actin binding
Source: RefSeq, a predicted model, not a curated record
AUGUCUACUCUUUACGGUAUCGAUCGUGAAAUCCACCACAAGAUCCAGUCUAAAUACUCGAUUGACCAUGAGCAGCAAGCGCGUGCUUGGAUAGAGAAUGUCGUAGGUGAACCGUUGCCAAGCGACGACUUUCAAGAAAGCCUUAAAGAUGGUGUCAUGUUAUGCAAGUUAAUUGAUAAGCUAGCGCCUGGUCAAGCAAAGUACAAAGUCUCCAAGAUACCAUUCAUGCAGAUGGAGAACAUUGCUUGCUUCCUCUCUGGAGCCGAAAGGCUAGGUGUCCCAAAGUAUGAUCUAUUCCAGACCGUGGAUCUAUACGAGAAGAAGAACAUGACCCAGGUUGUAGACACCAUUUUUUCAUUGUCACGCCAUGCAUACAAAGCAGGUGCUUGCUCAACCUUUUUGGGUCCAAAGCUAGCAGACAAGCACGAGGUAUCAUUCAGUGAAGAGACACUCAAUGCAAGCAAAGGAAUGUUCAACACGUAUCAAUACGGCUAUAACAAAGGAGCCAACCAGUCUGGUAUUGUCUUUGGUGGUCGACGUGAAAUCAGCCAAUAG